AUGGCUAUCAAAUAUAAAGAUCUGCUUCCAGUCGCAAAUGGGCUUAUCAUUGCAGGUGUCUUUUUCUUCCUUGGUUUAUUAAUGGGUAAUUUCCCUUAUGAUUGUAAGACUCUAUUCACUCAAGAAGUUACCCAAGAAGCAUUUGACAACUCUUUAAGGCAUUAUCAAACUUGGGCUGAAAUCCCAAGAAUUCCUUUGCAUAUUCUUCAUUUCUUCAUUGGUCUUGGUUUCAUUGAUACAAAGUACUUUGAAUAUGGUUCAUUAUUAUUAUAUGUCCUUGCUGUCUGUGUUUACUUAACCAAUUUGAAAACUGGUGCUGAGAGCGCCUUAUAUGGUGAUUGGGGUGAAGUUGAUUCAAACACGGGUAUUAAUGUCAUCGCUGCUUCAUCAGCCAUGAUUAUCUUCUUGUUAGGUGGUAUCAUUACACUUCAAGCUGGUUUGUUUUACGGUGAAUGGGAUUACCAACAAAGAUUGGAAGUUUUCAACAGGGAAGAGGCUGAACGUGCUGCUGCUGAAGCAUCUGGACCAGUCAAAACUUCUACACCAAAGAAUGGUAAAUCUGGCUCUAAAGCAGAGAAUAAUGCUGCCAAAGCUUCAGGUUCUAGUGUCAAAUCAUCUGUCUCAAAGAAACGUGAGUAG
Messenger RNA from Hansenula anomala, 639 nucleotides. It is a transcript of the gene SHR3, whose product is annotated as Shr3p. The transcript has 3 exons. The coding region runs from base 1 to 639 and encodes 212 amino acids. Gene Ontology annotation, cellular component: endoplasmic reticulum membrane. Gene Ontology annotation, biological process: endoplasmic reticulum to Golgi vesicle-mediated transport. The record is from RefSeq and is a predicted model, not a curated record. Lineage: Eukaryota; Fungi; Ascomycota; Saccharomycetes; Phaffomycetales; Wickerhamomycetaceae.